UCUUUUACUUGGUGGAAGUGAAAUGGAAUGCCCAUUAUGCAUGAAUACACAUAACAUAGAUGACAUUUUUACAACAGAUAAACAAGAAAUUGAUAAUACCAGUACUGUUAGUCCUCCUAUAAUUUCUUUGACUCUACAUAACCUCCCUCAAGACAAUCAACAACCAGUUAUUACUAAACAAGUGCAACAAGAACAAAGUUAUAACUCACAAAUACCACCACAAGUAUUACCAAUUAUUGAACCAUUGAAACAAAAUACUGAGCCAAAACAAAAUAUUCCUGAAAACGAGAUUCAGAAUUCUCCUUCUCAUGAAACAAAACUUCCUGAGAAUGAGUUGUUAAUUCCAGUUCCUGUUCAAAUACCUGUUCAACCAGUUGAUUACUCAGAAGAAGUUCCACCUCCAAUAUAUCAACCUCCAUAUAUUCCUACUCCUCAACAACCUUCAUUUACUGUGUCUCAACCAACAAUAUCAGUAUAUCCAACUCUUGAAAAUUGUCAGGUUGUACAACCAACUCCAACAUAUGAAACUAAACCUAUGCCUCCAAAAAAAUUACCUCCUCUUCCUCCUCCAAAACCAAACACUAAUUCAACAAAUCCAUUUGAUGAGGUAUCACGAAAUAGUAAUUCUGUAGCUUCUUCUUCUAACACUUACUACUUUACAGAAGAUGAAGUUCCACCACAAUUUGCUGCAGCCUAUGGAGUUCCAAUAAAACAAAAACCACAACUUCCAAACAAAGCCAGUAAACUCAAUGCAACUCAUUUUGAUACACCUACAAAAAAAGUUCAACCACAAACAAAACAGAAUUAUCCAAGUGUUCAAAGUCCAUCAGAAUUUCAGCCCAAGUCAUUUAAUACUCCAAUAAAAAGAAAGUCUGAAUAUGUCCCAGUUACUUUUGAAGUUCCACCCACUUCUGUAAGUCAUUACACCUAUAAUCAAGAAAAGGCUGUUGCCUCAGGGAAUGUUGUUUGUUCAUCAGCAAAUUUUGAUAAUGACAAUUUACCAUUACAUUUUAUGAGACAAGAACAAGACAGUGAGAAGCUUUAUAAAUCAUUUAAUAAAUGGAUUUCUUCUGGACUUUUUUCAUCAAAAAAAUUAUUAGAAGUUAUUGAAAGUCAACCUAUUAUUUUUGAUGAUAUUCAUAUGAUUCCAUUUUUAUGGAUUCAACUUACAUUUGGGUGUGAUGGUUGUGUUGGAUAUUAUGAACGACCACUAAGCAAUGUAAUAUGUUUAUGGCAAUCAUCAAGUCCUUAUAGGCCACUGUUAUUAAAUGAAGUCAUAAUACCACCAGGAAGAAUAUAUAAAUUUGAUCCAAAUGAUCCAAAUGCAAGAACCCUCAAACAAAUAGAAAAUCCAUCAGUAGUAGAUAAAUUAUCUGGAUGGUUUAAAGGAAAUGAUUCAUUUAUUACAAAAGACAUUCCUAAAAGAUUAUUUGAAGAUUCCAAAGAGCCUGUUGGAAUAUAUCAAAAUUAUGUUCAAGGACAAAUUACUGCUUUAACUAGGGAAUAUAAACAAACUGCUUUAAAAAGUUCUACGAAUGAUUCUAGUUAUUCUUGUAAUGUUAAAAUUAUUCAAGAACGUUCAAAAGUUCAAAGAAUUUACAUCCCUUUUUGUUUUACUUCUUAUCGUUAUGAAGGAGAAUUAAAUUAUGUAUUAAUUAAUGCUGUAUCUGGAGAGGUGUAUGGGAAUAAAAAGAAAUCUGUUUUUGGUAUUCAAUGGAAUUCUAAAUAA
This is a messenger RNA of Entamoeba nuttalli P19, 1729 nucleotides long. Its product is annotated as zinc finger domain containing protein. Bases 23 to 1729 code for a protein of 568 amino acids. Lineage: Eukaryota; Evosea; Mastigamoebida; Endamoebidae. The transcript has 2 exons. The record is from RefSeq and is a predicted model, not a curated record.